AUGAUAUGGAAAAAUAUAAAUGAUAAACUAAGAUUUCAAAGAGAAUUAAAUAGAAAUUCAUUUGAACAAUCUGAUGUUGAACAGACAAGCAGCUAUGAACGUAAAAUGGCAUAUUUUAUACGUUUUCAUUUACGUGAUAUUUUAACAAGUGAUCAUCGUCAUGUUUGGUUUAAUAUUCAGACAAAAUCAUUGGAUGAUAUUCAAGAUCGUAGUCAAAUCUUGAUGAAAGUUCCAGAUGAAAUUCCAGUUGUUUAUAGUUUUGGAUCAAUGCUAUCAUAUGAUACGUUUAUGGGACAUUUUAAUGAUCGACCUCUUGCUCGUAUUUAUGUUCAAAAAUUUCCUAAAGCAAUUAAUUUGGAAACGACAACACAUAAUUUCAUAAUUCACCUUAAAAAUAUAGAUCCACAAAUUUUAAUCAAUCAUUCUACUAAUGAUAAUUCAAUACAAAUGAUUUUUCAACUUCAAGCAUCGCCGAUAAUUAAACAACGCAACGAGCAGAAUCAUCCUGAUAAAAAACGAAUGAUGGAAGAAAUACCAUUAUGCAGUGAUUUACUUAUCCGCUUUUUUCCAGCUAAUAUGGCAUGGAUCUUUUUACGUGACUUACCCAUUGCUGGAUAUUCUCGAAGAGCAUCUGAUAAUGUAUUUCAUAUAAAUUUUGCUCUAUUUGAAUGGCAUAAACACUCUGAUAAUCUUCCUCGAAUGGGCAAACCAUCAUAUAACUCUCAUUAUGAUUCAUAUGGAAUUGAAAUGCUCUGGUCAUUGGGUUAUAAAUUUCAAGAUAAGCAUUCUGCCAAUUCUCAAUGGAUACGUACCAUACGAGAGAAAAAAUUUUACAAUUUAUGUUGUACAAUAUGGCAUAAUUUAAAAAAAAAUCAUUGCUAUCAAAUUCAAGAUGCAUUAAAUGAACAAACUUUAAAAAUACAUGAUAAACCUUCUAACGUAUUGCCACAAUUAAAAGAGGUACCAUUUGUCAUUAUUACACCACAUCGUAUCGAAUAUCAACCAUUGCAAUCAACAAUUUGUCAUCGAGGAUUUGAUUUAUAUCCUUCAGAAAACUGGUUACUUGUUCAUAUACGUGAUUAUAAUGGAAUAGAUAAGAUUAGGGAUAUAGAUGUUCAAAUGAAAGUUUAUUUUAGAAAUAAAAUGCUUCAAGGUAUACGUUACAAGGAUCGUCAAUAUCGCUAUUUUGGUUCAUCAAACAGUCAAAUGAAAGAUCAAGCUGGUUGGUUUUUAUCAGUACCUGUCGGAGAAAACAUGAAAUCAGCGCGUGAAAAAGUUGGUGACGUGUCAAAGAUUCGCCAAGUAUCGACUUAUACUGCAAGAGUUGGUCUAUAUCUGACAACAUCAAAACCAACCGAGAUUAAAUUGACUUACAAAGGUGAAUCUGAGAAGGCAGAUGGAGAGCCUUAUAUAAAAAGAACACCGUCUUUUUUCUCACGCAUGAAAAAAAUGUUUUUUAAAUCUAGACAAGAAACAAUAGAGUAUAUGGCUAUUACUAUUCCAGAUAUUGAACGUAAUGACUUUAAAUUUACGGAUGGUUGUGGUAAAAUUUCGUUCGAUCUUGCAAAGAAGGUGGCAAUAAGUAUUGGCAUUCCAAUUAUGAAUGCAUGUGAUAUACCUUCGGCUUUUCAAAUUCGAAUUGCCGGAUGCAAAGGAAUGUUAUCGAUUGAUCCUGAAUCAAAACUAGGUGACAAUAAAUUCUAUAUUUUAGUUCGAGAGAGUAUGAUUAAGUUUGAUGGUACUGACUGGACUCUGCACAUUGUCGAUCAUGCUCGUCCUAUGCCUUUAAGUUUGAAUAAUCAAGUUAUUCGAUUGUUGAGUGAUUUAGGUAUUUCUAAUGGUGUAUUUGAAUCUAUUCAAACACGAUGUAUUGAUCGACAAGAAUUUUGGCAUCCACCAGCUAAAAGUUAUUUGAAUGCAUUAGACUCUCUUGAUCAAUCAGUUAUUAAUUCAAUGCGACAAAAAUAUAAAAAUACAAAAUAUUUUCUUCGUCGAAAUAAAAUUCCAUUACCAUUAAACGAGGCUCGAAAUCUAUUUGGAAUUGCAGAUGAAACUGGAAAAUUAAAACCCGGACAAUGUUUUAUUCAAUAUCGUAAUCUCGAAAAUUCAUCACGAUCCGAAAAAUACAAAGUACAUGAAGGAUCUGUCAUAGUGACUAAAAAUCCAUGUCUUCAUCCAGGAGAUAUUCGUAAACUUGAAGCAGUUUUUAUACCAGAACUUGAGAAUUGUAUACGUGAUUGCAUUGUAUUUUCGACCGAAGGUUUUCGACCUACUUGUAAUGAAAUAGCUGGAUCUGAUUUAGAUGGUGAUCAAUAUUGGGUUUAUUGGGGUGAUGAAAUUAAAAUUACAAAUGUCGAGCAACCAUUUUUUUAUCCAUCUGCAAAAAACUCUCGUGGUACAGAAGUAACUGAUGAACUCAUUGUUGAUCAUGUACUUGAUACAUUCACAAAUAAUUUACCAGGUCUUAUUAGUAAUAUACAUAAAGUUAUUGCUGAGAAGCAUCCUCAUGGUACACGUUCUAAAGAAUGUCAAGAGUGUGCUGCACUUUUUUCUCGAGCAAUUGAUGCAUGCAAAACAGGUGAAACUAUUUCAAGAAAUCGUAUUAACGAAUUAAAAGAGGCAUAUUAUAAAACAUGUCCAACGUGGAUGAUGAAAUUUGAUAAACCAAAGAUGGAUCCGCCAAGUAAAUCAAUCAAUGAAAUUCUUUAUCGAAAAGCUUUAGAAGCAUAUAUUCAUCCAGAUAAUUAUCAAGAUGUUUUACGACCUCUUCAUCCAGAUAAUUAUCAAGGUGAUUUACGAUCUCUUUCAGACAAUGAAAGACUGGAUACAUUUGAUUAA
This is a messenger RNA of Adineta steineri, 2838 nucleotides long. The record is from the annotation of a GenBank genome assembly. Lineage: Eukaryota; Metazoa; Rotifera; Eurotatoria; Adinetida; Adinetidae.